Molecule: messenger RNA, 1758 nt
Organism: Salpingoeca rosetta
Lineage: Eukaryota; Choanoflagellata; Craspedida; Salpingoecidae
Exons: 1
Coding region: 41-1717 (558 amino acids)
Molecular function (GO): protein binding
Source: RefSeq, a predicted model, not a curated record
CACGCACGCACGUAAACCUGCACCAUCAACAACAACCACCAUGCUGCGUCUCGGUUUGUGUUGGACUCGCAGAUGUUGUCAUGGUGUUGCGGUGACAACACCCACGGCGUUGGCACCAGCAUCGUCACAACACAGGGCGCUGAGCGGUGCCGCUUGCAGUGAAAGCAGAACAAGAAGAAGAAUACGUGGAUGCUCCACUGUUGUGUGUGACCGCAGUGGGAGUUUGAUGAGUGCGUGGUCUCUGCCACGAUCGCACGCUGCGCCACGGCUACACCAGCACCACCAACAGCAGCAGCCUGUGCACAGCAGCGCGCCGAGAGCCACCUACUCCACGCAUGCUGUCCCCCCAACAAAUGAAAUGCACCCCUGUGAACAAGGCGAAGUGCAGCAGCAGCAGCAGCAACAACAACAACAACAGUCACAGGAGCAUGGUCGGCCGCGAGUGCACAAACGUGGAGAGGGUGCACAGCUCAACUCCCGUCAACGGCGGCAGCACGGCAGCAGAAGUCAGAGUGAUGAGGUUUCUUCUGUGCAAGAGACAAUAUACAAGUUACUACAACAGGGCCAGUUCUCUGAAGCCAUUGGGCUGUGUCACACCAGCAAGCUGAGGAGGUUCUACACCAAGACGGCGUGGUAUCAGCUCACUGGCAUGCAGUUGGGCAAAUCCAUCGAGGCGGCCAAGGCAUUUGUGGAGGCAACGCCGCCAAGGCUGGCGCACCCCAUCAUCUUGCCUUACCUGCAGUUGCUGCUGCACCAGCUGGAUCCACCAAUCACGGAGGGCCCGAUGCCGUGGCUACAGAUGCCCUUGUUUGACCGGUCCCCGUUUGUUCGCAUUCCAGGGACGCCAGACUCCAGCGUGCGGCCCGACGUGCUGUCUCUCUUGCACCUGUGCGCGGAGCGGGGCGCUGUGACAAAGCCCGACGGCGGCGUGCUCCUCGACACGUGCAAGAGGUGGGACACGCGCACGGAGACGGCGAUGACGUUGCUGAGAAACGGGAUUGGGGUGCACCCACGCGUGUACAACGCCAUGCUGACAGCAUACAAGGACAGCGGCGACCACGCCAGGUGGCAAGCACUAAGCGCCUUGCUCGUCAAGCACAACUUGCUCAACACGCAGCUGACGACAUCCCUUCUCUCUAUCAUGUCCAAGGACGUGGACACGUACGCUCCAGAGCACAUGCUUGCCGUUUUCAAGGCAGAGCGGAAGCCGAACGUGCGCACGUACACGGCGCUGCUUGAUGGGAUGGCGCGGCGUGGGGAAGUGGACACCGCACUGGAGAUCCUGCAGGUGAUGCAGAAGAGCAGCAUGAAGCCAAACGCCAUCACCUUCUCCCUUGCGGCGCUGGCGUGUGCGCGCAGCAACCGCACACACGCGCUUGUGCAGGUCCUCAACAUGAUGCACGCGCAUGGUAUGAGCAUCUCCACGGACGUAUUCGCCUCCAUCAUCGCCAACGUCGCCGCGCACAGCACGCUGACAGAGACGGACCGGGUCUGGGAUCUGUGCACGGGCGCGUUUGGUGUUGUUCCUGACGUCCGCUGCUACACAGGCAUCAUCCAUGCCCACCUUCUUCGGAGCCAGCACCACCGCGCUGUGGACUACAUUGCGGAUAUGCACGCACGUGGUGUGAAGCCCGACGGUCCACUGCGCCGCCUCAUCAAGCGCAAGCUCCCCUCGGAUUACGCCCACAUGGUUCACAGCCGCGGCCAGGCCACAUAAUUGAAAUGCGUAUGUGUGUGUGUGUGUGUGUGUGUGGACGU